Molecule: messenger RNA, 1206 nt
Organism: Sinocyclocheilus anshuiensis
Lineage: Eukaryota; Metazoa; Chordata; Actinopteri; Cypriniformes; Cyprinidae
Product: 5-hydroxytryptamine receptor 1E-like
Exons: 2
Coding region: 1-1206 (401 amino acids)
Biological process (GO): adenylate cyclase-activating adrenergic receptor signaling pathway; positive regulation of MAPK cascade
Cellular component (GO): plasma membrane
Molecular function (GO): G protein-coupled serotonin receptor activity
Source: RefSeq, a predicted model, not a curated record
AUGGAAGUCUUUGGGGCUUUAGUCCUGGACAGAGGGAUCCUCCUGACUGAGGGAGAGACUGGCCACAGGAUAGAGAUGGAGCGUUACAUGGGAGAAAGCGCCGGCGCUCCAGCCAAUGCAACCAACACCACCGCCACCCCAGGAGCAGCCUUCCACGUUGAGCUGAUGACGGAACGGUUGGCCGUGGUGGCUCUGCUGGCGCUCGUGACGCUGCUGACGGCCGUGGUGAAUGGCGCUGUCAUCGCGGCCAUCUGCACCACCAAGAAGCUCCACCUCCCUGCAAACUACCUCAUCUGCUCCCUGGCCGUCACUGACUUCCUGGUGGCCGUGCUGGUCAUGCCCAUCAGCAUCCUCUACAUCACCACCGAGACGUGGUCACUGGGGCAGUUCGUGUGCGAGGCAUGGCUGAGCGUCGACAUAACCUGCUGCACCUGCUCUAUCCUGCACCUGUGCGUGAUCGCACUCGACCGCUACUGGGCCAUCACUAAAGCCAUCGAGUAUGCACGCAAGAGGACGGCCCGGCGCGCCGGCGUCAUGGUGGCCACAGUCUGGGUGAUUUCCAUCUUCAUCUCCAUUCCGCCUCUGUUCUGGAGGCAGCGCGGGGAUGGGACAGGCCCGCAGCAGUGCAUCAUCGAGCACGACCAUGUGGGCUACACCAUCUACUCCACAUUCGGUGCUUUCUACAUCCCCAUGACUCUCAUACUCAUCCUUUACUCCCGGAUUUACAGUGCCGCCAAGACGCUCUACCAGAAACGUGGCUCUUCCCGCCACCUCAGCAGCCGCAGCACCGACAGCACCAACUCGAUGAACCACUGCCGGGUCACGCACGCCUUCUGCGUCUCGGACGUGUCCAACUCUGACCACACCGUGGAGUUCGACCACAACCAUGCCACCGUCCGUGUGACUCCACUUGAUAUGGAGACGCCGGAGCUGGACGAGAGGAACCAGAUCUGUACGUCUCGGGAGAGGAAGGCAGCUCGGAUUUUGGGGCUCAUCCUGGGAGCCUUUAUCCUGUGCUGGCUCCCGUUCUUCCUGAAAGAGCUGCUGGUGGGCCUGAAUGUGCUGAACCCCUCGCCUCACCUGUCGGAUGCCCUCACCUGGCUGGGCUACGUCAACUCGCUCAUUAACCCGCUACUGUAUACAAGCUUCAACGAGGACUUUAAGCAGGCUUUCAAGAGACUGAUCAGGCGUAAGGAGCACACAUAG